CGCGUCCUCCGAGCCCGCGGGAGCGCCGAGCUGCAGCCGGCAGACUUCUCCCGCACAGGGCUCGCCAAGAGCGGGCUCCGAGGGACCCAGGACUCACUCUCGUACCUGCAAACUAGGGAGCAACCUUUUCCUUCGGUCUCUGGAAUAGCACUUGGGGCUGUCGGCAUGAGGGUAGCGAGGCGCAAAGGCAGCCCCUGCCUUUUCCCCUUGCAGCUCUUCAGCCUCUGCUGGGUGCUCUCGGUGGCUCAAAGCAAGACGGUUCGUUACAGCACCUUCGAGGAGGAUGCCCCCGGCACGGUCAUCGGGACCCUCGCUGAGGACCUGCAUAUGAAAGUGUCCGGAGACACAAGCUUCCGCCUGAUGAAGCAGUUCAACAGCUCGCUGAUCCGGGUACGCGAGGGUGACGGGCAGCUGACCGUCGGGGACGCGGGCCUGGACCGCGAGCAGCUGUGCGGCCAGGCCCCGCAGUGCGUGCUGGCCUUCGAUGUGGUCAGCUUCUCGCAGGAGCAGUUCCGGCUGGUGCACGUGGAGGUGGAGGUGAGAGACGUCAACGACCACGCGCCGCGCUUCCCCCGCUCGCAGAUCCCGGUAGAGGUGUCCGAGGGCGCGGCUGUGGGCACACGCAUCCCCCUGGAGGUGCCGGUGGACGAGGACGUGGGUGCCAACGGGCUGCAGAGCGUGCGCCUGGCCGAGCCGCACAGCCCCUUCCGUGUGGAGCUGCAGACGCGCGCGGACGGCGCCCAGUGCGCCGACCUGGUGCUGCUGCAGGAACUGGACCGCGAGAACCAGGCCACCUACAGCCUGGAGCUGGUGGCCCAGGACGGCGGGCGCCCCCCGCGCUCCGCCACGGCCGCGCUCAGCGUGCGGGUGCUGGACGCCAACGACCACAGCCCGGCCUUCCCGCAGGGCGCCGUGGCCGAAGUGGAGCUGGCGGAGGACGCGCCCGUGGGCUCGCUGCUGCUCGACCUGGACGCGGCCGACCCCGACGAGGGUCCCAACGGCGACGUGGUGUUCUCCUUCGGGGCCCGCACACCGCCCGAGGCGCGCCGCCUCUUCCGCCUCGACCCGCGCACGGGCCGCCUCACCCUGGCCGGCCCGGUCGAUUACGAGCGCCAGGACACCUACGAGCUGGACGUGCGGGCCCAGGACCGCGGCCCGGGGCCCCGCGCCGCCACCUGCAAGGUGAUCGUGCGCAUCCGCGACGUCAACGACAACGCGCCUGACAUUGCCAUCACCCCGCUGGCCGCCCCGGGCGCGCCCGGAGCUUCGCCCUUCGCCGCCGCCGCCGCGGCCGCCGCGGCUCUCGGGGGGGCGGACGCAGCGUCGUCUGCUGGGCCCGGGACGCCCGAGGCCGGCGCCGUGUCGCUGGUGCCGGAGGGGGCGGCGCGGGAGAGCCUCGUGGCGCUGGUCAGCACCUCGGACAGGGACUCGGGCGCCAACGGGCAGGUGCGCUGCGCCCUCUACGGGCACGAGCAUUUCCGCCUGCAGCCGGCCUACGCGGGCAGCUACCUGGUGGUGACCGCGGCGGCCCUGGACCGCGAGCGCAUCGCCGAGUACAACCUGACGCUGGUGGCCGAGGACCGCGGCUCCCCGCCGCUGCGCACGGUCAGGCCCUACACGGUGCGCGUGGGCGACGAGAACGACAACGCGCCAGUCUUCACGCGGCCGCUCUACGAGGUGUCGGUGCGCGAGAACAACCCGCCCGGCGCCUACUUGGCCACCGUGGCCGCCCGCGACCCCGACCUGGGCCGCAACGGCCAGGUCACCUACAGGCUGCUGGAGGCCGAGGUGGGCCGCGCGGGAGGUGCCGUGUCCACCUACGUCUCGGUGGACCCCGCCACCGGGGCCAUCUACGCGCUGCGCAGCUUCGACUACGAGACGCUGCGCCAGCUCGACGUGCGCGUCCAAGCGAGCGACGGCGGCUCCCCGCAGCUCUCCAGCAGCGCCCUGGUGCAGGUGCGCGUGCUGGACCAGAACGACCACGCGCCGGUCCUGGUGCACCCCGCACCGGCCAACGGCUCCCUGGAAGUGGCCGUCCCGGGGCGCACGGCGAAGGACACGGCGGUGGCACGCGUGCAGGCCCGCGACGCGGACGAGGGCGCCAACGGGGAGCUGGCAUUUGAACUCCUGCAGCAGGAGCCGCGGGAAGCCUUCGCCAUCGGCCGCCGCACGGGGGAGAUCGUGCUCACCGGCGACCUCUCGCAGGAGCCGCCGGGCCGCGUGUUCCAGGCGCUGCUGGUCAUCUCCGACGGCGGCCGCCCCCCGCUCUCCACCACGGCCACCGUCAGCUUCGUGGUGACCGCGGGCGGGGGACGGGGGCCGGCGGCGCCCGCCGGCGCGGGGAGCACCGAGCGCUCCCGCCCGCCCGGCUCGCGGCUCGCGGCGUCCGGGCCGGCCCUCCAGUGGGACACCCCGCUGAUCGUCAUCAUCGUGCUGGCGGGGAGCUGCACGCUGCUGCUGGCCGCCAUCAUCGCCAUCGCCACCACCUGCAAUCGCCGCAAGAAGGAGGUGCGCAAAGGGGGGCCCCGCCGGGAAGAACGGCCCGGGGCGGCGGGCGGCGGAGCCUCGGCUCCUGGCUCCCCAGAGGAAACCGCCCGGGGAGCCGGGCCCCGGCCCAACAUGUUCGACGUGCUCACCUUCCCUGGCAGCGGCAAAGCGCCCUUUGGCAGCCCCGCGGCCGACGCGCCCCCGCCCGCGGUCGCCGCGGCCGAAGUGCCGGGCUCGGAGGGCGGCAGCGCCACGGGGGAAAGCUCCUGUCACUUCGAGGGGCAGCAGCGGCUCCGCGGCGCGCACGCCGAGCCCUACGGCGCCUCCCCGGGCUUCGGAAAGGAACCGGCGCCCCCAGUGGCGGUCUGGAAGGGACACUCCUUCAACACCAUCUCGGGCCGGGAAGCCGAGAAGUUCAGCGGCAAAGACAGCGGCAAAGGGGACAGUGAUUUCAACGACAGUGAUUCUGACAUCAGUGGGGACGCUCUGAAAAAGGAUCUCAUCAACCACAUGCAGAGUGGACUGUGGGCGUGCACCGCAGAGUGUAAGAUCCUGGGUCACUCUGACCGCUGCUGGAGCCCAUCCUGUGGAGGACCCAAUGCUCACCCACCUCCUCACCCGCCCGCCCAGAUGUCCACCUUCUGUAAGAGCACCUCCCUGCCUCGGGACCCUCUGCGCAGGGACAAUUUCUACCAGGCGCAGCUGCCCAAGACAGUCGGGCUGCAGAGCGUCUACGAGAAAGUGCUGCACAGAGACUAUGACAGGACAGUCACCCUGCUCUCCCCUCCCCGUCCAGGAAGGCUCCCAGACUUGCAGGAGAUUGGGGUGCCCCUCUAUCAGUCCCCCCCUGGGGGCAGGUACCUAUCCCCAAAGAAGGAAGCCGAUGAAAAUGUGUAAUCCCGAGUUGCAUGUCUUCACACAUAUACAGGUCACUCCGAGAAACCCCUAAGUUAUUGACCAGUUUCAGUGUUGUAUAUAUAAAUAUGCAAGAUGUGCCUUAAAAUGAAGUUGUUGGAAACUAUUUCCAAUCACAUUGGUACUGUUUGGUAUUUGCAAACAAAAAAAAUGUAGUUAAUGUAAUUUUUAUGAAAUGUGUGCAGUACUUAAUUUUUCUUAUCAUGCUAUUGACUUUAAUUUCUCUUGCAGCUUGCCAUUUUCUUAGUGUUUUUAACCUGUACAUUGUGUAAUGUAAUGUUUGUAUAUAAUGAAAUUUUGUUAUAUUUUUAUAUAAUAAAAGCUAAAGUGGAAGUUAUUGCCAAAGGAACUGUCUGUAAGACAAAAAAAAUGUUGGAAUUACUAAAUGGAAAUUUAUCUUUCACCUGAAACAUACCUAGUGUUUGAGAAGUUUUGCCUUGCCAAGUAUAACUUGUAUAUCUUGAGUCUGUGGUAGAUUUCAAGUUCAAUGUUAUUUAAUUACAUUUGGUUUUCUGUGAACCGUGUCACUUAUAAGCACAGUAAUAAAGGAUUUGUCAUGUGUUUGAAGAA
Messenger RNA from Sorex fumeus (smoky shrew), 3972 nucleotides. Its product is annotated as protocadherin-8. Gene Ontology annotation, molecular function: calcium ion binding. Gene Ontology annotation, biological process: homophilic cell-cell adhesion. The transcript has 3 exons. The coding region runs from base 166 to 3384 and encodes 1072 amino acids. The record is from RefSeq and is a predicted model, not a curated record. Gene Ontology annotation, cellular component: plasma membrane. NCBI's taxonomy places the organism in Eukaryota, Metazoa, Chordata, Mammalia, Eulipotyphla, Soricidae.